Molecule: messenger RNA, 1235 nt
Organism: Telopea speciosissima
Lineage: Eukaryota; Viridiplantae; Streptophyta; Magnoliopsida; Proteales; Proteaceae
Product: serine/threonine/tyrosine-protein kinase HT1-like
Exons: 3
Coding region: 55-1113 (352 amino acids)
Biological process (GO): protein phosphorylation
Molecular function (GO): protein kinase activity; ATP binding
Source: RefSeq, a predicted model, not a curated record
UUUAGUUUUUACAGGUUUGUGAAGGGGAGAUUUUGAUGGUUUUGGGAAGUAGAGAUGAUGGAGAUUUUUCAGUGGUUCAAGCGGGAAUCAAACCAUGGUAGAUCUGAAAGGAGGCUCUCACUUGGAGAGUUUAAACGAGCUGUUUCGUGGUCCAAGUACUUGGUCUCCUCUGGUGCAGAGAUAAAAGGAGAGGAUGAAGAAGAUUGGAGUGCCGAUUUGUCUCAGCUGUUCAUCGAGAGUAAAUUUGCUUCCGGACGCCACAGCCGUAUCUAUCGUGGGAUAUACAGGCAGAGAGACGUGGCCAUCAAGCUCAUAAGCCAGCCUGAGGAAGAUAAGAAGUUGGCUGUGCUGUUAGAGAAGCAAUUUACUUCAGAGGUUGCGUUGCUCCUUCGUCUCCGGCACCCUAAUAUCAUCUCUUUUGUUGCAGCAUGUAAGAGACCUCCUGUUUUCUGUAUUAUCACUGAGUACCUAGCAGGGGGCUCACUUAGAAAAUACCUUCACCAGCAGGAGCCAAAUUCCAUUCCACUGGACCUGGUUUUGAAAUUUGCCCUUGAUAUUGCUCAUGGUAUGCAUUAUCUUCAUUCUCAGGGGAUACUCCAUAGGGACCUCAAAUCAGAAAAUCUACUACUCGGUGAAGAUAUGUGUGUGAAGGUAGCUGAUUUUGGGAUCUCAUGCUUAGAAUCUCAGUGUCUCAGUGGAAAGGGGUUCAUUAGUACAUACCGCUGGAUGGCUCCAGAAAUGAUAAAGGAAAAACAUCACACAAGGAAAGUUGAUGUGUACAGUUUCGGCAUAGUCCUUUGGGAGCUUCUAACAGCAUUGAUACCUUUUGAGGGCAUGACUCCAGAACAGGCUGCUUUUGCAGUCUCCCAGAAGAAUGCAAGGCCUCCAUUGCCCUCCAAAUGCCCAGUGGCAUUCAGCCAUCUCAUAAGUCGAUGUUGGGCAAGUAAUCCAGAUAAACGUCCUCACUUUGCUGAGAUUGUUUCUGUUCUUGAGAGUUACACGGAAUCCCUUGAACAGGAUCCAAAUUUUUUCUUAUCCUACAAACCACCUGAAAAUCAUACAUUUCUGCGAUGCUUCCCGAAAUGUAUCACUGUCCGUAAGUCCACUUCUUAAAGGCCUUUUUAUGUAGAAUUAAUUAUGCAAUAUGCAUCUCCACAUUUUUAGUGGUACUUUGCUCUUAUACUGCUUAAGCUAUUGUAGAGUAUUUUUAAUGGCCUUGACUCUCUUCAUUUUUC